CCUAGCUCACAGGGCUCGUGCCCUCCAUCUCUGACGGGUCAACACGCGGGCCCACCCGCCACUCACUCGCCCAGUCUCUCUCUCUCUAACAUUCCCUCCCUCUCUCUCUCUAUCUCUAUCCACCCACAUGCGCUCUCCCUCUCUCUCUCUCUCCUCGAAGCCCCGUUUAUUUAUGCUCGCCUCUCCUCGUUCCCCCAUCCCAUCCGUGUCUCUCUCUCUCUCUCUCUCUUCUCUCUUCCCUCUUCCCUUCGAUUGCAGUCCAUGUCCGAGGAACAGUAGUUAGUUAGUUCACAGCACAACACCACCGCGGCAAUUAGUUUGGUUAGUUAUUAGUUAGCUAGCAGCUUGAGGAGGUGUGAUCGAUCGAGGCAGAAGUAACCUCGAUCGGCGAGAUCGAAGCUCUAGCUCUAGCUAGCUCUCUGGCGGGCAUGUUUCCGGCGGAGGCGUCGUUCGCCGGCGCGGACGCGGCCAUGCUGCCGCCCUUCUUCGUGGGCUCCAUGUGGCAGUCGGCGCCGGGCGGCGGCGCGGCCGCCUUGUCCGAGGAGGACGAGGUAGCCGCCGCCGCUGCUGCCGAGGCGGCGCACGACCGCGCGGUGGCGGCGACGCGCAACCACCGCGAGGCCGAGAAGCGCCGCCGCGAGCGGAUCAAGUCGCACCUCGACCGCCUCCGCGCCGUCCUCGCCUGCGACCCCAAGAUAGACAAGGCGACGCUGCUGGCCAAGGCGGUGGAGAGGGUGCGGGAGCUGAAGCAGCGCAUGGCCGGCGUCGUCGGCGAGGCGGCCGCGCCGGCGAGCCACCUGUUCCCGACAGAGCACGACGAGAUCGUGGUGCUCGCUUCAGGUGGCGGCGCUGGUGGCGCGGCGGCCGUGUUCGAGGCCUCCCUCUGCUGCGACGACCGGUCCGACCUCCUCCCGGGGCUCAUCGACACGCUGCGCGCGCUCCGCCUCCGCACGCUCCGCGCCGAGAUGGCCACCCUCGGCGGCCGCGUCCGCAACGUGCUCGUCCUCGCGCGCGAUGCCGGGUCAGCCGGACACGACGACGACGACUACGCCGCCUCCUCCGAGGACGGCGGCGCCGACUUCCUCAAGGAGGCCCUGAGGGCGCUCGUGGAGAGGCAGGGGGCCGCCGCCGGCGACCGGCCCAAGAGGAGACGCGUCGCCGACAUGAACAUGCAAGCGGCAGCUUAAUCAAUCAGCUAGCCGGCCGGCGGCCAUAGCCCUCAUAGUAUCUGAUAUGAUUGCAUAUGGCGGUCAAUCGAUCUCAUGCAUGCCAUGGUAAUGGUACUACUACUACUAUAUAUACAGCGUGUUAAUUUGCUUUCAAAGUUAAUUAGUUUUGUGUGAUGGUUAAUUAGCUUCAAUUCUCCAUAUAUAUACCAUCGUUCAUAUGGCUAACUCUUCUUGGUGAUGCCAAUAUGCCAUGUAUAAUUAGGGAUAUAUAUAUUACCUUUAAUUUUUACCAUUAGGGUUUGCUUGAGCUUUAAUCAAAUGUUGCUCCAAAGCCAUGGCAAACCCAGCACCUAAAAUAACAGUCAAAUGUCAGCAGAUAUGCACAAUGCAAGACUUGAUUCCCCUGCUAUACAAACACUGGAUAACUGGAGGCAUUUCUGUUUGCAAGAUCCCACAAGUCCAUUUUUGAUCAUAUAUGCAUGCAUGUAAGACAAGUCUUCGGAUCAAACAAAGAUGUUUGCAUGGCAUGCAUACAUGUAGCAAUGCAUGGCAGGUCCUAAGAUGAAAACAAAGAUGCUUGUUCCAAUGCAUUGCAUUGCAAUGUAGCAGCAUGCAUUCUGUCUGUCCUGUCUUGUGAAUGAAUGAAUGUUUGGAAUAUUGAAUGAA
Messenger RNA from Hordeum vulgare subsp. vulgare (domesticated barley), 1835 nucleotides. RefSeq names its product transcription factor bHLH106-like. Bases 429 to 1187 code for a protein of 252 amino acids. Gene Ontology annotation, molecular function: DNA-binding transcription factor activity; protein dimerization activity. The transcript is spliced from 2 exons. Gene Ontology annotation, biological process: regulation of DNA-templated transcription. The record is from RefSeq and is a predicted model, not a curated record. Lineage: Eukaryota; Viridiplantae; Streptophyta; Magnoliopsida; Poales; Poaceae.